AUGAAAGGUUAAAAAUUAUGGAAAAAAUUGAAGGGCUAUCUUCUUGAGAACUAAGACUAUAAGCCAGACAUAAAUGAAGUGCAAAUAUUUAAAAAAGAAAUCAAAGAUGAUAUAAUAAUCUAUUAUGUUGAAGAUGUAAUAGUCAAACAAUCCACCAAAUAAUUAUUACCUGAUAAAAGUUAAUUGAACCAAGUUAAUGAAAAUGAUAUAGAUAACACAGGUGUCUUUUAUUGGCCAUCAGAGAUCAUUUUAACAAAAUACAUAUUAAGCGAUCUUGACAGAAUCAAGAAUUACAAUAUAAUUGAACUUGGAGCAGGGAGAUCUGGUUUUUGUGGGAUCGUCCUAGCCAAAAAAGGAUUUAAUGUAAUUCUAACAGAUGGAAAUUAAUCUAUUAUAAAUGAUCUAAAGGAAAAUGUUAUUUUAAAUGAAAUAAAUAUAUAAGUUGAAGUAUUAAAGUGGUAAUCUGGAGAUCCCUAUGCGAAUACAUGUGCAUUAAUAUCUGACUGCUUCUUUUUUGAGAAUUAUCAUAAUGAUUUAAUCCAAAUGUUAAAAAGAUUUUGCUUUGUCAUAGGUGCAGCACCAUCUCGUGGAGGAUCAUUGGAACGAUUCAUAAAUAAAUGUUAGAAUCAAAAUAUUGAGUGUAAACAACUUAAUAUCCUUCAUGAUACUUAAAUAGUUUUAUUUAAUAUUAUAAAUUGA
Molecule: messenger RNA, 699 nt
Organism: Paramecium octaurelia
Lineage: Eukaryota; Ciliophora; Oligohymenophorea; Peniculida; Parameciidae
Source: the annotation of a GenBank genome assembly